Gongylonema pulchrum is the source of this 480-nucleotide messenger RNA. The record is from the annotation of a GenBank genome assembly. NCBI's taxonomy places the organism in Eukaryota, Metazoa, Nematoda, Chromadorea, Rhabditida, Gongylonematidae.
AUGGACAGAUUCAUUCUGUAUAAACCAAAUGGACUUUUAAGUAGAGCUCACUUCGCGAAACUGGCAAAUCAUGUUAAUUACAUAAAUGUUAUGACGUAUGAUUAUCAUUUUGAACGGUUUGUCGGAGUAGCACCAUUCGAAUGGGUGCGUUUCAAUCUGGAGUAUGUGUUAUCCAGUUCACCUGGGAUUGCAUCCAAAAUUCUCAUGGGCGUUAAUUUUUAUGGAUACGUUAAUGAGCAGAAUACAAUGAAAGCAGUUACUGGGAAAGACUAUUUGGAAUUUUUAAAUUCAAACUGGGCAGCACUGGAGUGGAAUUCAGUGACGAAAGAGCAUUUACUCAAAACUGGGAAUCAUGGUAUGUGCUUUUAUCCGACGACAGUAUCCCUAAAAGCUAGGCUCGAGCUUGCCGACGUUUUGGAUGUCGGAAUAGGUAUCUGGGAGCUUGGCCAAGGACUCAACUAUUUCACCUGCUUGCUUUGA